Messenger RNA from Carya illinoinensis, 971 nucleotides. Its product is annotated as transmembrane ascorbate ferrireductase 1. Lineage: Eukaryota; Viridiplantae; Streptophyta; Magnoliopsida; Fagales; Juglandaceae. Gene Ontology annotation, molecular function: oxidoreductase activity. The transcript has 4 exons. Bases 134 to 826 code for a protein of 230 amino acids. The record is from RefSeq and is a predicted model, not a curated record.
ACAGACUGCACUAAAGGCUUCAAAUUUAUAUUGGUAUCAGUUUUGAGUGCCAUCCAUAUUUAUUUCUUUCAAUAUUGGAGGAGAAGACGAGAGAGAGAGAGAGUGACAGAGAAGAGUUUUGGGAAGAGAAACGAUGGCACUGGGUGUGAAGGCUCUUCCAUUCACCUUUGUGGUACACGUGCUGGGAAUUGCAGGUCUGAUUUUAGUGUUGGUUUGGACCAUAGAUUUCAGAGGCGGUUUAGCAUGGGAAUCUACCAACAAGAGCCUCAUAUUCAAUAUCCAUCCUGUGCUUAUGUUGGUAGGCUUAAUCAUCAUAGGGGGUGAAGCCAUAGUCAGUUAUAAAUCACUUCCUUUCAGUAAAGAUGUGAAGAAGUUGGUACAUCUGGUGCUCCAUGCUAUUGCUCUGAUACUCGGUAUCAUCGGAGUUUAUACUGCUUUCAAAUAUCAUAACGAGAGCGGCAUCGCUAAUCUUUACAGCUUGCAUUCCUGGCUUGGAAUUGGUAUUAUUGUCCUCUACGCCCUUCAGUGGAUAUAUGGGUUCCUGAUCUUCUUCUACCCAGGAGGACCUGGUGAGCUUAGGAGCUUCUCUAUGCCUUGGCAUGUCGUAUUUGGACUUUUCGUGUACGUGUUGGCCGUCGGCAAUGCUUCAUUAGGGUUAUUGGAGAAGCUUACUUUCCUGGAAAAUUCUGGGCUCGCCAAGUAUGGCUCCGAGGCCUUCCUUGUCAACUUCACCGCCGUUAUCACGGUAUUGUUUGGUGCGUUUGUUGUGUUAUCUGUGCUUUCUCACGCUCCAGCAGAAGAAGACCAUAGCUAUUCGGCUAUUUAAUUAGUGCAUGUGUCAUGUUUUUUAGUCUUGACCGAUGGAUGCAUGGAUUUUCUAUGUGGUUUGAUUAUUCGCUAAAAUGAUGUGUACUAUCUGUAUUCUCUGGACAUAACUUGCGACCUCUAAUAAAUAAAGUGAUUAUUGUUCA